CUAUUGUGGAUUCGCGUUCGUUUUGCUUUUCAGUUUAUGCAGUUUUACGUAGGUUUCAAGGACAUUUGUAAGGCUGUUAGGCUUUGGUCAGAGUAGACAGUCUGCAGAAGACUCAUCUGUUUCUACUUUGCAAUGUAUUGUGCUGGGGUUGCUGUUUCUUCCUCUAACAAGUUUUUAUCCAUUCAUAUCCAUUUUACAGUGACCACAUAUUAAUUUUUACUUUGGUAAACCAGGUCUUCCAGAUCAGGUCUUGAUUGCUCCAAAAAGAAGCAAUCAAGUUUAUCAAUAGCGAAUCACUUUCUUAUCUCAAAGUAUCUACAUGAUGCCGCACUAUGACAUAGUGUAAAAAGGUGGUUUCAUUAUUUUUCAGAGUGCUUUCCAAAUCUGACAGUGGACCUAUAGUCACAAUGAUGCAUUGCCCUAGUUUUGGCAAGGUAUCUAUGUGUGCUUGUGAGUAUCUUUGUGAGGCAACGAUAAAGAUCAGAACGGAGAAUGACAGCUGUGAGAGAGUGCCUGUGUAUCCGAGAGAGGCAGCUGUUUGUGUGUGUGUGUGUGUGUGUGAGAGAGAGAAAGAGAGAGAGAGAGACAGAGAGAGAGGCAGUUGUGUGGGAGAUAAUAUGCAUAUGUAUGUGUGUGACGAAGAAGAAGCAGCGUGUAUGUGAAUUAGAGGUGUGGGAGUGUAUGACACAGAUAUUUAUCCUUCCAAAGAGAAGGCAUCACAACAAGAGAGGGAGAGAUAGAGAGCAAAACAGAGAGACAGACCGAUAAAUAGAUAGAUAGAGAGAAGAGAGAUCUGUUGGGUAACCCAGAAUAUGCUUUUGCAGUUUACUUCUCACAUUUGCUUCCGAGUAUGAUUCAGGCAAAUUCACGUUUGUCAGCACCAAAGCAAUGUGACUGAGGGAUCACAGAAUCACCAUACGUUCUGGCAUUUCUACCGGCCCAAGAAAGAGACACAGCUAUCUUCUCAAGUUGAAGACCACUAGACAAGGGGAAAGCCAUGGGUUCAAACAAAUCCCAGAAUGUCACUGGCCAUAAGGACCUGGUUUUUGUAGGGACUUAUUCAUUGGUCUUUAUGGCUGGCCUGACCCUCAAUGUUAUUGCCCUGGUGGUCUUCUGCCAAACCAAGUUACGUUCUCAUACCAUGGUCUACAUGACAAAUCUGGCUGUGGCUGACCUGUUACUCAUCUCCACUCUUCCUGUGAGGAUCUACUAUUACUUGGGGUUCUCAGGGCUAUCUCAGAACCUCUGUGAGGGCCUUGGCGUGGUUCUACUGGUCAACAUGUACGGGAGCAUCUUUCUUCUGACGUGUAUGAGCUUUGAUCGCUGCAUGGCUGUCUGCUAUCCCAUGUCAUCCCGUGUCAAGGAGGGGCGCAAAAAGGCAUCGUUGGUGUGCCUGGGUGUCUGGAUGCUGACCGUGGGAGCCAGUUUGCCUAUCUACCUAAAAAAAAAGCCAGGCAACAAUCAAACGUUGUGUUUCAUGAGCGACCCAGUCUAUGCCACCCAGCCUGUGGCUGUGUUCACCACACUCACUAUAGGCUUUGGGAUUCCACUCACCACCAUGAUGACAUGCUCCUGGUUCCUGGUCAGGGCCAUUAACCGCAGCACAGUGGCACAAACGGAUGUGAUUGACAGCCGGAAGAUCCGGAGGAUGAUCACUGUCAAUCUGGUGAUCUUCCUGGUAUGCUUCCUUCCCUACCAUCUCAUUUUGGGGCUGUUGUACAUAAACUAUGUACCCUCGCUGUGCACAGCCCUCCAUUACAGCCUGGUUUUAGCCUGCGUCAAUGCCAUGCUAGAUCCUUUGGCAUACUACUUCACCACUGAGACUUUUAGGAAAAAUAUGGACAUAGGCACAGUCAGAAAGAUGUGGCCACUGCACAGCAACAGCUUGGAUGAUAACAAUCAAUCUCACAACCCCCUGAACACAUGAACACAUUCACCAGAAGCAAUGUCCAAAGUAAAAGAUUUCUGGGUAGUCACACAAGACAACAUAUCUUGUAGCAUCCACUUGAAUUGAAAAAAGUACUCUAAGUGGCUAAUGGAUAUAAAGUUUAAAUGACCUUCAUUACUGCUUAUGUCUUGAAACAUCUGGCUCUGUGAUGAAUUCUGGUUUCAGAAUUAUGAAUAUGUUGUUUCACUGAGCCACCGGAAGGUUGUCAAAGAAUGCAAAAUGUUGUUUUUCACAAACAACAUUUUAACACAUUUAUGCAUGUGUAGGGGCUGGGCAAUAUGACAAUAGUAUUGAUAUUGAUGAUGAUUUGCAGCUAUCAUGAUGGGAGCUGGAUAUCGUGUUGCUAGUUUGCUUCCACCUGCAGGCAAUACGCCUUAAAAAGAGCAUAGUCCCGCAUAGCAAAAUGCACAGCAUAGAGCCAAAAAUGAAUUCCUUUGCAGUAACCUGUUCAAGCUAAGCAAACCUGGGCUAUAGUAGGCAAGUUAGUCAUGGCAAAAAAGGCAAGUAGGACACAUCAUGCAACACUGGAACCUAUUUCAAAAGAGACAAGAAGGGCUCCAUUUGUCUCUUUCUCACUCACACAUCCCUCAUUAUAUAGGUGUUUUGAAACCUUUGCAACAUCGCCUUUUCUGAAGUUAUUAAAAAAGUAUUUUGUUUAAUCUCUUAAUGAAUGUGACUACAUAGGUUAAUGAACGUCGCAUGUAUAACAUUUGGCAGUGCCGCCGAUAAAGCCUUCAGCACUGCAUGAGAGUGGACAAUGGGCCUUACAGGCUACAGAAAUUAUGUAAAAAUGGUAGAUCAUUUAUUGUAAUACCUAUAGUCUGCUGAUAAUAAAAAUACAUAAUAGGCUUUGUUGCAAGACUAUGACAGCGGCUAGAAGAAAAUUAGGAGGUUCAGGCAUAAUUAGCUAUAAGCUAAAUAGGCUAUGGGUCCACCAAUAAAAAAAUUAUACAAAUACAAAAUUUAGAGUAUUUAGGCCUAUAAAAUGAAUGAAUGAAUGUGUUGCAGUGUUCACACACACAUUUAAAAAAAAUAUUGUUUGCUUAUCUUAAAACUCUUCAUCUCAUCAGAAAAAAAAUAAUAGCCAGUAACACCUGGAUAUCAGACCUACAUGUUAAAUUAGUAAGUAAGUAAAAAUAAAUAAAUAAAUAAAGUAAACAAGCUAACACAAGAUCACAAUAAGUAACCAAAAAUGGGGCACAGAAGUCAUUUAACAGCUAAGACCUGGAUUGGGCUGAAUGGUUAAUGAAUGUGUUUAUGAAUAUGUUUUGCUGUUUUUGUUCUUGAAAAUGCCAUUUUGUGACAAGGAAAUGUUUUACUUCCUAUAAUUUUGACUGAUUUUUUUUGUUGGUGUGUGCAUUGUCCCCAUUUUUUUGCCCCUACCCAAAGUGAUCUAUGUAAUUAGUAGGUCUACACUGCAAACUUCCCCAACAAACUCACAGGUAGGGGUGAGGACACAAUUAAUAAUAUGUCAUUUUGAAAAAGGAUAAUAAAACAAAAUAAAAACAAAAAUACACCUGGACGGUAAAUUCAAACAUCUCAUGCUGACCAGGAGCUUAGUAAACAAAUAUACCAGCCUGACAUCGAAAGUAUGCUACGUUGUCGGGCACUGAUUCCACGGGGGUGCCGAAUAGUAGAGGUUCUGCUCUGUUCCAACAAAAACAGCGCCAUUCUCCAAAUAAGAUUUUUGGUACACCUUGACAAAUCUUGACUACUACAGAUGAGAUUAAUAGCUCCUCCCCCUGUAGACUGAAUGUGAGCACAGAAUAUAACUGAUAUAAUCAUGUGAGAGACUUGCCUAAAUGUACUGUAUAUAAAAGUGUCACCCACAUGCCCUUACGCUUCUCUGAAAAAAACAUUGAAAUUUGAUGCUCUCCAUUCAAUGUGCCAUACUUUUUUAGGCUAUAGCUGUCCUUCUAUGAUUGCUUUUUAUUCAAAAUUUUGAUCAUCCAAAAUAUCACAUUGUUUUUGUUUUGUUUUAUAAAUUUUGUCUCAAAAUUAAAACAAUAUAACUACAUGAAAGGGCAAUGUGUUUUUUUUUUGCUUGAAUAGAUUUUGAAUUUUCAUCCAUUCUAAUCAAGUGAAGUAUUUCCAUGUGUGAUUUCCAUAGAUUUAAAUAUUCCUGCUGCUCACAGGCAUCAAGGAAACUGUCAAAGUUUCUCGCCAUCAACAUAAAUUGCAUACACAUUUGUUAAUUGCUAAAAAAUUGGGCAUGCAUGUCACAAACUACUCUGUAAUGCCCCAUGCAGGAGAAAUGUCUCAGAUAAUUUCUUGCUUUAAUCUCAAUGUACAGUAGGCACUGCCUUAUGACUCACCCCCAGAGUCCCCACUACAUAUGUGUAUGUGCACUACAUGUCUCUCAUCCUACUUUCUUUAAGCCUAAACCCAUCCCCCACACUCUACCCCCAUUUCUACAGUGGGUAACUGUACUUCUCUUAAACCUUCAUUUUCCUGCCAUAAUGUUGCUUACCAACUGACAAAAGUAAAGUCUGAAGUAAGAUGAGACAUUUGAAUAUAGAACUUAACAGAUUAAAUAAUGUAAAAAAAACAAAAAACAAAA
This is a messenger RNA of Anguilla rostrata (American eel), 4508 nucleotides long. RefSeq names its product lysophosphatidic acid receptor 4. Gene Ontology annotation, molecular function: G protein-coupled receptor activity. The record is from RefSeq and is a predicted model, not a curated record. Gene Ontology annotation, biological process: phospholipase C-activating G protein-coupled receptor signaling pathway; positive regulation of Rho protein signal transduction. Lineage: Eukaryota; Metazoa; Chordata; Actinopteri; Anguilliformes; Anguillidae. Gene Ontology annotation, cellular component: plasma membrane. The transcript has 3 exons. Bases 998 to 1927 code for a protein of 309 amino acids.